CGCCUUGCAGGAGGUGCUCGCAGGAGUGGCAUCUGUCCCGGGUACGACUGCAGGAGCCUAGCCGAAGCCAUGCAGUCCUUCCGAGAGCGGAGUGGUUUCCAGGGCAACCAACACUGCUACCAGCAGGAACCUCGUGAAUUAUCUCGGCUUGAGAAUUACAGACAUCAUCUCGGCCAGACCGGACAGGGCUACGAGACACACUCGCUUUCUGCUGCAGGGAUGCCACCAGCAGGAACAGCGUCUAAAGACUGUUAUGGGCAGCAAAACUACCCUAGCUAUGGCAGCGGUUCAGCUCAAACCAAGAAACCAUACGGAGGUGGCAAACCUCCUACCCAGCACGUGCAGUCUGGCUACAGUGGCCAUGUGAGUUCUGGAUACUCAGCCCAGUACAUGAGCGAAGGGCAUUUGCCGCAGAAGUGGGACGAGUCUACUCAAAUGUCUCAGUACGAGCAAGAAAUGGUGGGUCAUCUUGAACCUCGGCCUAGCGGGUCAUCCCAGUACAUCGAGCAAAAUAUGCUAAGCAUUUCUCAAAGCCAGUGCCAUCUGCCCUCACAACCGUCUGCUCCUGCGUAUACGAACCCCCAUCAACAAGGACAUCGUCCCAAUCCUUCCCCAUCCCCUUUGAUGUACCCACAGAGUCACGUUCAUUUUCCUCAACAUGCCCGACCACCCUCCUCUACCUCUUCAAACUACAUGGAGAAAUGCAACUCAAUCCCUCAUGCCUACAAAAGUGGCUUUGGAAUGCCCCCUAACGUUCAGUAUUCAAGGCAAAUGAGUAACCACAGUACCCUGAAGCAGAGUGGGUAUCGAACUCAGAAUAAUUACGGCUACCAACAGCCCGCAUCACGGACUGGAUUUGAACAGCAAGGUCCCAUGCAAGGGAUUCCGAGUACACCAGAGAGCCAUCCGAAAUUCCAACAUUACAAUCAGUCCCAACAAAACUACUGCAUCACAGAUAUUUCUGUGAGGUCACCUGAGCAGUACUACCAGAACUGUAGUCCAAGUUCCAGUCACUCACCUGCUCGGUCUGUAGGCAGGUCUCCCUCAUACAGUUCCACCCCGUCUCCGUUAAUGCCCAAUCCUGAUACGUUUCAGUAUGGUCAAACAAUCAAUCCUGCAAGUUCGUCCUCUUCUGCCGGUCUGCAAGAUCAGAAUAUGUUGAUGCCUGCACACACCCAGUCAUCCCCUAGUGUUACCCACCACUCUCAGAGCUAUUCAAGCUCUCUGAAGGACCGUUUCUCAGAGAAGCUUUUUUCUAACCCGAGCCUGUGGAGCCUGAAUGCCCUGACAUCUCAGGUAGAGAACAUCUCUAAUAACGUCCAACAGUUAUUACUCUCAGAGGCUCUUAUGGCCAACAAAAAAAAUGGCAAGCGAAACCAGCCAAAAAAAGGAGAGGACUAUAGGGGCCAGUUAAAGGCAAUGGAGGACUCUUCAUGUCCCGAGAGCCAACAUGGUUCUCUAACCAAUGACACUUUCGACACACCAAGAUCUUUGUCAUCUGUAGUACAAGAGGGAGGAUACUCCAGCAGCACAGAAGACCAGAUGGAACAGAACUACUACUAUUUCGGUCAGGGCAAAGGCCCGACACAGGCCUCAGCACAUUCUCAACUGAGUUUAGACACAGUGUCUACCUGCUCUAUGAACUCGGCAGAUGACAUGUCCGUCAGAUCAGGCGAUUCGGAUAGAAGUCUGCGGAGUACAACCUCUGAAGGUCAUCUUAACUGUGACCCUAAAAUGCAAAGAGUGCCAAUUGUAGAAGAGCAGAACAGUUCUCUCGGGAGUUUAAGAGAAGAGAGGUCUCCCAUUAGUGUAACAGCCACAAGUCCUAUGAAGCAGGAGAGUAAUUCUCGACUAGGCAUAAAGCAACCAGAGAUCACUCAAAAGGAAAAUUUAGAGAAGUCUAUCUGGACCGAGAGGACGACUGAUGAAAAGAAAAUUGGACCCAUUAACCUGCCUACAGAACAUGAAUGUAAAGAAGGGGUUCUUGAGGAAACCGAGAAACAACAGGAAUGGCCAGAGGAUGAGAAGUUCCCCUCCCUCAUCCAUAAGAUGAAUAAAGCUGUGACAAAUGAAAGAUAUUCUUACGAAACAGGAGACACUAUUUAUCAGAACCUGGAAAGCAAAUAUGAUAGAGAGGAUCAAGACUUUCCUGGAAAGGGCUUUUUAGACGUCAGCAGCAAGGAAAAUGAAAAUGAAGUUGCAGAAGCAAAAUCAGAAGUAUUUAAAUUGGAAUCACAGCUUACUAUUGAAGGUCUGACGACAUCACCAGCUAUUUCAAGAGAUUCACUUAACUCAAAUCAAAGUUCACCUGAGAAAACGGAAGAUUCAGACGUAUCUUAUCUAACCCCUCAGUGUGAGUUUUCAGAGGAGAAACUGUCAACCUCUGAAAAACAGGACUUCUUUGAAAAGCAGCAGUUUGUCUUAUUAAAUUCAUCCAUUGAAGUGAGCGAGAAUGAAGGGUUACCACCAACUCAUGAGGUGGUCAAUAAUAAAGCAAAACAAGAAGAGUCUUUUACAGAAGCCUGUGAUAAGCCAGAAGAUAAAGCAGGUGGACUUCUGGUCAAAACGGAUGCUGGAGAGACCACCGUUCAAGACAUAGCCCAUAGAGGAAAUGAAAGAGGGUCAGCCCCAUGUGACAUUGCACCCCAGUCUCACUCUGUCAAGACUGGCUUCUCAGCUUUCGAUGAGAAAGCAACACCUCAGACCCAGGCGAGGGAUCGCAUUGAUGCAAAGGUGCUGGAGCCUGAUUCGCCUCAGUUGCCCGGCAAGUCAAUAAUGCACUCUGCACCCUCUUGGGCUAAUACACCACCCUCUCCACAGAAAGGAGAUGAAGAAAUAGAGCCAGGGAUUAGCUGUCCCAGUGCAGUAAUGCCAACAACGAAAGCAGAGCCUGUAGCCCCCUCAGCACAUCCAAGACUAUUGGGUAGGAAGCAUACCCGAGGUAGGCAAAGGCUGAUUCAUUCAAAUGCAUCUAUUGGGAGCCAGAUGAGUGUGGAACGAGAUGUGGUCCCACCAUCUCCUCAAAAACCUGAUAUGCCCUCAAGCAAUAGUGCCCUAUUCUCUGAACAAAUGGGAGCGGUACAGCCGGACAGCAGUCAAACACCCAAACUGGCGGACGUUUUACCAUCCCGUAUGUGUACUCGCUCUCUAGGGUCACAAGGUAGCCUGAAAGUUUGCAACCAAGAAAGAAGAAAACCAGUUGCAAAGCCCAUUUCGAAACCUGACCCGAAAGUAGGUCCAAAGCCAGGACAAAAGCCUGGUCUAAAACAAAAUGUAAAGACUGAUUUAAGACCUGGUACAAAAUCAGCCCCAAAGCUGAGUUUCAAACCUGGUACAAAGUCUAGUCUGAGGUCUAGUCCAAAACAAGGCUCCAAGUCUGGGCCAAAACAAGGCCCAAAAUCAGGGCCAUUGUUAACUAUUAAAACAGGUUUAAAGCCUGGCCCAAAGUCUAGUCCAAAAACUGGCUUAAAGCCUAAUGAAGGAGUAACUCAUAAAGGCCCUGGACGACCAAGAAGCCUAAAUUCAAAGACCAAAUCCCUAAAAUAUAAAGACAACAUACAAGCUCACGUUGAGAAUAUGAACAGCACAAGUUGCAUCAGUGAAACCACUACACAGCAAGAAAAUACAACAGCCACUUUAGAAACUGUUACUGACACUACUUUGUGCUCUACUAUAGACAGCACCACGGGUUCCUCAUUAGAUACUGAGAUAGAUGCCUCGUUUGUAAAUUCUGAAGCAAAAGAUCAAAAAUCCAUGGUAUUAAGAUCUAGGAAACAAACACAGGGAAAAUUAUCAGAGCAAAAAGAAAAAAGGAAAGAGACCUUGGCGGCUGAGGCAUCAGCAAUUAGGCUCACAGAAACACAUACGCAGGAGGUAGCCGUAGCCCAUCCAUGUCAAAACCAAAAAUCCUCUAUACAUGAGAAUAUCUGUGCAGAUUCACUAAGCCUGCCAAAUGAGAAAAUCAUCUCUGUUCCAGUUAAAAGAAAAUCUAGUUUAAAAUUUAAAGGCCCAAUUAAUAAGAAGAAAGAUCAGAAAGGCAGUCAACCAGUCCAACAGUCUCUGCUUCAAGAUACCCGAGGUACCAAGGGGAGAAGAAAGCAAGGACAUACCUUAGAACCAUCUAUAUGUAGCACUAUGACCAAAGAAAGCCUUCCAUUUGAAGAUGAUACAUCUAGUUUGCCCCCUCAGGGUCCCACUAAAACAAAAUAUUUGCCUCCUAGAAAAGGCAGAGGACUUAAAUAUGAAGCGAUGGUUCAGAAAAUCGCAUCACCUAUAUCCAAAAAACAGCCUCUACCUAUCCAACCAGAUGCAACCCAGGAUGAAUUAACAUUAAAGCCAGCCCUAGAAUUCCUGGUGACCGAGAAAAGAAAGUCAGUAAAUACUACAAUAACGGCACCAGAAGAAGGUGAGAACCCAGUAAAGAUUGAGGAGACUCCAGAAGCAGUAGGUAUUCAAACUCCUCUUAAAAAGCGAAGAAAAUGGGCCAUUAUGGAGAUCACCAAUGCUGCAGAUACACUUGAGACUACGAGUCUCAUUAUCAACACACCAAGGUUAGCGAAACAGAGAGCCAUUAAAAAUAACCACGAGAUGCAUCUAAAGCAACAGAAGAAAAGAAAAGGAAUCAAACUAGCAAACAGCGUGCCACCUGUGGAAUUGCAUGAGCAGACUCAACUAGACAUGCCCGUCCCUACCUCAGUUGAAGCAACUUUACCACCAGCUUCUUUUGCCCCCCAUGCUACAGAUGGGAGUACAGAACCUGAACAGCUUUCAGUGGAAUUGUGCUCAAGAGUCAUUGAAGCAAAAAGAGGUAGACGGUCAUCAAAUAAAAAGAAACAAGGAGAAGCUCUGGGUCAGCAAACUGUAGUCAAAAGACCAGGCAUUAAAAAAAAGUCUGGGCUGAAAAAAAUGAUUCAACAGAACGUUAACGUCGUAAUGACCACCGUGAAUGAAUCUGAACACAAAACCAAACGCAGAAAGGAAAUCCCGACAGUCAAAGGAAAACUGUUUUCCAAGGACGUUUUCCAACCACAAGAGAGCGGCAUCAAACGUUCAUUCAAACCGUAUGUACACAUCGACGGCUCAAGAAAGACGGCCUCUUUCUGCACAAUCGUGAACAGGCCGGAAGAAGAGCACCUGCUUACUGUGAAAAAAGCAAAAAGGAAGAACUUGGUAAGAAUUAAAAAUGAAGCCACUUUAACCAAGGCAAUUCCAGACUCUACAGUAAUGCUUCAGGGCCCAAUAGUUAACAAAAGCCUAUCUGACAAGUGUCUUGUAUGCUGUCUGUGUGGAAAGCCAGCAAAUUACAGAGAACUUGGAGACUUGUGUGGCCCAUACUACCCUGAGAACACCAUACCACGGAAAACACUGUCCCUAGAGUACCGAGAAGACUUUAGGCGAAACUAUGACGAACAGCAAGACAAGACGACCACGUGCACCGCAGAGCAGACCGAUAUUUUAGAGGAAAAGGACACAAAAGACUUCCCUCAAGAGGAAUCGAGUAAAGCAGACUGCAAGCCGGCGAUGAAAGAAAGAAGGUCACAGCUCCGGACUCGACUUGGUCUGCAUAUGAGGUUCAAAAGACUGCAGCUGUUGCAAGGCAGAGCUGUUAAAGGAGCUCCCUCUGCUGGUGAGGAGGACUGUUACUCUGCUUUGCAGAGGUUGCAGCUGGAGGCCGAGGUUAAUGAACACUGGGCGCAUGUGUCUUGUGCUGUCUGGACGAGUGGAGUGAUCCUCAUCGCAGGCAAACUGUACGGACUCAAGGAAGCUGCACAGGACUCUGCACACACAAAAUGCUUCACGUGCCAGAGAGAACAAGCCUCGAUCUCCUGCAGUUGGAAUAACUGUACCUACAAGUAUCACUACGUUUGUGCUAAAGAAACAGGCUGCAUCUUUGAUGAGGAAACUUUUUCGAUAAAAUGUCCAAAUCACCAGGCAAUUUAAUAUAUGAAGAACAUCGAUCACCACAGUAAACUGGACCCACUGGAACCGAAAAUGAGGCUUCGGCUAAAGUAAAAAAGCUACUGUAGCAAUACUGACCCGAGUUGAGAUCAUCCCUGCAUCCCUUCAGUUCCUGCAACUCAAGCCUGGGCAUCACGUGUUUCCCGCUGGCCAAAAAAAAACCUCACCGGGCCUCUUACACAUCCAUGGAUCUUGGAUCUGUUCUCCCCUCCCAGACGCUGUUUUUUUUCUGGAAGGGAUGCUAUCAGUGAAGGACACCUGGAGGUCAAUUUGGCUGGCGUAGUCCUGCCACAAUUAGGCCCGGCAGCCCGCCCGCUGAUUUCGAGAGGCAACAGAUUUGACGAUGUCAUGCAUCAAGCAUCCAUUGGAUGGAAUUCAGUAUACGCUUACAUGUUAUUAAAAUGUACAUGGUGUGCUUUACAGAUAAAUACUCCAAAUAAAAAAAACAUCUGAAUAUUUUAUUAUGACGCUCUUCCAAGACGUAUUUCGAUGUGCGUUUGCAAACGUCGCACCAUGUAGGCAACGCUGGUUGGUACCUGUCCGGUCUGUUGGUAUGUGUUCUGGAGACAGUAGUACGUACAGGUUUUGCACCUUAAAAUGUGAAGGGCACUUUCCUCGCUGAAGACUGUUUUGCUUUUCUUGAAAACAAAAAGACUGUACCUGUAACGGGAACGGUAAAAAGGACUCGACACAUGAACAGAGCUGAGAUAAUGUGCUUUACGUUCACCACACGCUGUAUGUGAUAACACGGUAUUGUAGGAUAUUUACUGUAUGCUACUUUACAUUCAGAAUUAGCAUCAUUACGCUGUCAUACAUCGACGAUUCAAGUAAACGAACCACCGAGUUAAAUUCUUCUUACGAUUCUUAAUUCGGAGUGCUUGUGUAUAUAUGUAUUCGCUGCUGUUUAAAUGUAAGAUGUGUUGUACUAUUAUAAUGGUGUAUAGUAUUUCUUAGAGAUGUUUAUUUUCUAUAAAAAAUAUGUUAUUGACUAUAAAAUGUUAUUAAAAACAAUGAAUUCAAA
Molecule: messenger RNA, 6979 nt
Organism: Trichomycterus rosablanca
Lineage: Eukaryota; Metazoa; Chordata; Actinopteri; Siluriformes; Trichomycteridae
Product: retinoic acid-induced protein 1
Exons: 5
Coding region: 70-5940 (1956 amino acids)
Biological process (GO): circadian regulation of gene expression; regulation of transcription by RNA polymerase II
Cellular component (GO): nucleus
Source: RefSeq, a predicted model, not a curated record